AUGGCGGCCAAACUUGUUGAUAGGAGAUUCCACAACGUCCCAGGGAAGCUUCGGGUGGCAGAACUGUUCUUCGACGUCCCCAUUAACUAUAGCCAACCCAGCGAUGGCACUCUCAGGCUGUUUGCCCGCAGUGUGCGUCGCUUGACCACUCCGGUUCAACCCACUAAGGAUGACAGCCAUCUCCCGUGGCUGGUUUACCUUCAAGGUGGUCCGGGAAUGGGUUGUCGACCUCCGCAGGAGUAUAGCUGGGUUGGAACAGCUCUCGACAAAGGCUACCAAGUCCUGCUUCUUGAUCAACGUGGCACGGGCCUUAGUUCAACCAUCACGGCAAACACACUUGCUCUGCAGGGACAUCCCGUAAAGCAGGCCGAGUACCUCAAAAAUUUCCGUGCUGAUAAUAUCGUCCGCGACUGUGAAGCCAUUCGACGCUGUCUGACUGCCGACCACCCCGAAGGGGAACGUAAAUGGAGUAUCAUCGGACAGAGCUUCGGUGGGUUCUGUUCGACGACUUACCUCUCUAUGUUUCCAGAGGGAUUGACAGAAGCAUUCAUUUGCGGCGGGCUACCCCCUCUGGUUGAUGGUCCGGACCCAGUCUAUGAACUUACUUAUGAAAAGGUCGUAGAGAGGAACAAGGCAUAUUACGCCAAAUUCCCCGAAGACGUGGAUCGGGUCAAACAGAUUAUCAAGUACCUACAGACAAACCUGGUCCGUGUACCAUCUGGGGCGCUUACCCCGGAGCGAUUCCAACAACUGGGAAUCAUGUUUGGCAUGCAUGGUGGCCUUGAUAGCGUCCAUGAUCUUAUCCUGCGCACCUGGAACGAUUUGGAGAUAUUUGGAUUCCUGACCCAUCCCACGAUCUCUGCCAUCGAAAGUUAUGGUGACUUUAAUAACAACGUCCUCUAUGCUGUUCUUCACGAAUCUAUAUACUGCCAGGGACGAGCAUCGAACUGGUCUGCGGACAGACAUCGGGCAGCUGAUUCCCAGUUCAGCAUCAACACAGAUUUGCCUGAAAUCUGGUUUACUGGCGAGAUGGUUUACAAGGACAUGUUCGACUCAUACGACGAAUUAAAGCAAAUCAAGGAUGCAGCAGAGAUCAUAGCAAAAACCGACGACUGGCCUGUCCUUUAUGACGAAGCCCAACUCAAACGGAAUGAGGUUCCCGUCUACGCCGCAACCUUUUUGGAGGACAUGUACGUGCACUACGACCUUGCUAGCAAAACCGCUUCGAAGAUCAAGGGUGUGAAAAAAUUCACCACGAAUACCAUGUACCAUAAUGCUAUACGGGGUAAGUCAGAUGAGCUGAUGCAGCAGCUGUUUGCUCUCAGGGAUGAUACCCUUGACUAG
This is a messenger RNA of Aspergillus tanneri, 1344 nucleotides long. Its product is annotated as proline iminopeptidase. Gene Ontology annotation, biological process: proteolysis. The coding region runs from base 1 to 1344 and encodes 447 amino acids. The record is from RefSeq and is a predicted model, not a curated record. Gene Ontology annotation, molecular function: peptidase activity. NCBI's taxonomy places the organism in Eukaryota, Fungi, Ascomycota, Eurotiomycetes, Eurotiales, Aspergillaceae. The transcript is spliced from 9 exons.